CCAGAGUCAACAAACUUCGUGUACAGCUGUGGAAAGUUUAUUUUCUUUCGCGCUUCCACGCUGUUCCUUCAGAGUCCUCGCACUCUUCUCCGGUGAAUCUAAGAUGGGGUUUUCUGAUAUCCUAGAUCAAAUUGGUGGCGUUGGACUCUUUCAAAUUAUUCAUGUCACUUUGCUGUCAAUACCGGGUCUUCUCAUGGCCAGCCAGAAUCUUCUGAAUAACUUCACAGCCGGUAUUCCGGGACAUCACUGUUAUGUGCCCAACGGGACCUCUUGGGCUCUCGACCAGAAUAUUUCCGUGUUGGAGGUUGAUGCUCCAGAGAUGCUCCAGGCUUAUAUCCCAAUGGACACUAACUCCAAGCCGUCAAAGUGCAGAAGAUUCAGAAAGGCGCAGUGGCACCUUGUAAUGGCCAAUAUGAGCGCCGUUCGUACGCACGUCAAUUUCACGGAAGCAGAAACGGAGACGUGCCAGGACGGUUGGACCUAUGACAGGACUGAAUUUGAUGCGACCAUAGUCUCAGAGUGGAACCUGGUGUGUACGCUCCGUCCCCUCAAACAGAUGAGCCAGACCAUUUACAUGGGGGGUGUCCUCGCUGGAGCCAUCAUUUUCGGGGGACUGUCGGACAAGUUUGGGCGUCGGGCUCUGCUGAUCUGGUCCUACUUCCAGCUGGCUACCCUGGGGACCUGUACGGCCUUCACCAACUCCUACCUGACCUACUGCAUCUUACGCUUCCUCACAGGCAUGGCCGUGUCCGGGGUGAUCCUCAACUCGGUCUCCCUCAAGGUGGAGUGGAUCCCCACCAAGUCCCGCACUGUCGUGGGCACCUUGUCCUCCUUCUUCUUCACGUUCGGACAGAUGAUCCUGGCGGGCGUGGCGUACCAGCUCCGAGACUGGCGCAAGCUGCAGGUGGCUGUGUGCGCCCCCUACUUCAUCUGCUUCCUGUACAGCUGGUGGUUCUCAGAGUCGGCCCGCUGGCUGAUUCUGAACCGCAGGUCAGAGGAUGCGCUCAAACAAAUCCACCGAGUGGCUCGCAUCAACGGAAAACCGGAGAUGGUCGACAAGAUCACCCUGGAGGUGCUGGAAUCUAACAUGCAGAAGGAGAUUCAGUCCAGCAAGUCCAUCUACACCAUGUAUGACCUACUGCGCACCCGAGUGAUGAGGAAGAUCUCUGUCUGCCUCAUGUUCGUUUGGUUCUCCACCAGCUUUGCUUACUACGGCCUGGCCAUGGACCUGCAGAAGUUUGGCGUCAGCAUCUACCUGAUCCAGGUGAUCUUCGGGGCGGUGGACAUCCCUGCCAAGCUGCUGGCCAUGACCUCCCUCAGCUUCCUGGGCCGGCCCAUCUCCCAGGCCGGCUGCCUGCUGCUCUCCGCCGCUGCCAUCUUCGCCAACAUCUUCGUCCCCUCCGAUAUGCAGACCCUCCGGACCACUUUUGCUGUUUUGGGGAAAGGGCUCACCUCGGCCUCCUUCACCUGUGUGUACCUGUUCACAGGAGAGCUGUACCCCACUGUCAUCAGGCAGACAGGUAUGGGGUUUAGCUCCACCAUGGCAAGGGUGGGCUCCAUGGCUGCCCCAGCAGUGCUGAUUCUGGACGAGUUCCUGCCCACGCUGCCCAGUGUCGUGUACGGGGGGUCAGCUGUGGUGGCCGGGGUAAUCUCCCUCUUCCUCCCCGAAACCCUCAACGUGCCCCUGCCGGAGACCAUCGAUGACGUGGAGGAGAAAUGGGGGACACAGAAGCAGACGUCGCAGACCAUGAAGGAGACAGUAGCGUUGCAGGACAUGAAGGAGGGUGAGGAUGGAAAAUCCACUGGCCUGGAUGCUCUCUAACACACUGCGGACUUCGAUGCACCGUUUGCCCUGCAACAGACACACUGGACGCACCUUCAGACAAUGCACUGACUUCAACAAUGGUGCGACCCAGCACACUAUACCCACCACACAAUCAAGCAAGCACACAACAGGACAGAACACGCAUGCCUCGCUUCCGCUUUUCAUGGGAAGAACACAGAAAUGCCUUGUGUUCCCUGUGUCUACCACAGGGUGGCGCCACACAUCUGAGAGCGGAGAUGAGAUGUUAUGUUUUUUUCCUCCCGUGUAGAGCUUGCUGUAGAAUGAGCCCUCUGGUGCAAGUUAUCUGCCAUGAUGUUUAUAGCAGUUGAGAGACUACCCUUUUAAUUGCAGGGGAGUACAGGUCAAAUAUAUAAUACAUAAGAAUGACAUAAUAAUGAUAUUAUAAUUAUACAUAUUAUAUAUCAUAAUAUUUAUGUGUGCUCCCCUGUUGUUGUUCAGAUGGAUGAUAUUAUUAGUACUGCUAGCAUUAAUCAUUCGUUGUCACUGGACUUGCAACAAGGAUCUAUUUUUAUUUGGUUUGUUUUUUGUUUGCCACUGUAAUUCUUAAUGUUCUGUGCAAAAACAGUAAUUCCAGCAGACUAAAUACAGGUGUCCUGAACUUUAUCAUAACCCCCUGCCGUAUGUUGCACCCCUUCCUCAAUUUCUCCAAAUUACCUGGCUCCAUGGUAACCGUUCCCAUGGUUACGUUGUGAUGACAGCUUUGAUGUGUUUCUGUGCCUGUUGUACUGGAAACCUGGAAUAAUGAUGUGUGUAUGUUCGCCUUGGAUCUCAAGUUACAAUCCAGUGAUCAUAGCACUAGAAAAUGUGAAAGAGUAAACCUUUUAAACAGAUUUGUUUCAUAAGAUGAUUAAUGGCAUAUAUAGACAAUUAUGACACAAGUUAAACUAACCUAAAUAGCAAAAGAUUUUACAUUAAUUUUCUGUAACAUUCGUUGGAUGCAUGGAGUGUGGUUGAGGUCCCCUUGAACUAUGAACUAUUGAACUAUGAUAUCACAUUGUGGUGAAGAACAACAGAUCAAUCUCAGUGACGUGUAGUUCACUAUGAUUGCAAUGUCAAGCUUUAAGACCUGCAACCUUCAUACUGAAUAAUGCCUGCAUCUCUGUCGCAGUUACAGAAGCAUUGACGUUGUGAACAAGAUGUUUAUAUCAGUUUGAAACCACUGCACUUUUUUUGUCUGCAGUGGUUUCAAACUGAUAUAAAGGAGGACGUUUUAUAGAAAUGCUCCAACUGGGAAGUUAGUUAUGCAGCAUAACAAAUUAAUCUGCAUAUACAUAUUUAUACAGCAAUUAUUAAAGAAAAUGUUCCUGUUGCUUUUGUUUAAUUUCACAGUUUACAAAAUUCCGAAGUCUCACUUUAAUUUCAAUCAAAACAAAUUUUGCUUUUAAUUUUGUUUAGGUUGACAAUUUAAUAUGGUAUAUUCUUUUGUAUUAGAUAGUCUUCCCCUGGCGAAUCAAACUGUUAUGCAUUACAUAGUUUUGUAAAUGUGAUGUGUACAUUUUUAAAUGAUUUUAAAAAUAUAUUAUCUCUUGGGUUGCUGCAAUUUAAUUAACUGUUUUAGAAAGAGGAUGUUUAAAUAUUUUUAGAAUGUUUUAGCCAGCAUUGUGUUUAUUGUCAAUCAAAUUUGUGUACCAUUAAAAAAAUUAAAUAAUAAA
This is a messenger RNA of Conger conger (European conger), 3498 nucleotides long. RefSeq names its product organic anion transporter X (gene oatx). The record is from RefSeq and is a predicted model, not a curated record. Gene Ontology annotation, biological process: transmembrane transport. Gene Ontology annotation, cellular component: membrane. The transcript is spliced from 10 exons. Gene Ontology annotation, molecular function: transmembrane transporter activity. The coding region runs from base 104 to 1822 and encodes 572 amino acids. NCBI's taxonomy places the organism in Eukaryota, Metazoa, Chordata, Actinopteri, Anguilliformes, Congridae.